UUCAAAAAAUGACAGCUGUGAUACGACGACAAAGUGAUUCACUUGGGUGUACUGAAGCUUGAAAUUCCAGUUUUUGCAAAAAUUUGACCAUUUUUCAGGUCCGCAUCGUUUGAUUUGAUAAUCGCUAGAAAGUGGUGUGUAUUUUGUUAAUUGAACACGCAAAGUUGCUACAUUAGUGCCUGCGUAAUACAAGUCAGGCGGCUGAGAGUGCAAACCUGCAGCUCCCCAACUGAUGUCACGCGAAGGAACAGGAUUGUCUCGCAGCGGCAGUGCCAGUGGGCCACGCGAUUACGGAGCGACUAGUAGCAGUGCGGUGACCAGCAUGCCAGCGGCAGCGGAUGCCAGUAAUUUCGGCGGCUUCAGCCCGACCGAGUUCAUCUCGCUGAGUGAGUCCAUAGCGGCCAACACGAUCUUUGUGAAGCAAAGCUGGCAGUUUCUGGAGAAGGCUAACCGUACCGUGGGCACCCAGAAGGAUAACCAAACGUUGCGGGAUAAAGUCCACGAAAUACAAACUGGAACGAAUCAAAGGAUAUCCACCACCAGCAAAGAUUUGCAGCGGCUGACGAUAGUCGUGCGCAGAGGUGAUAAGCAGCAGAAGCUACAGGUCGAGAAGUUGACAUCGGAUUUCACACAUGUAGUACAAAUGUACUACAAAAACCAGCAGGUCAUAGCGGCAAAAAUGAAGCAAGUCCUGUUGGUUAACGCCUCCCAACAGGAUGAUCUUAACGCGUCCGGUUUUGGCGACAGUCAGGAACAACUUCACCAGCGGCAACAGCAACAGCUACAGCAGAGUCUUCAGUUCGAGCAGGACAUGCUGCUGGAGCGGGAGAUGCGAUUCCGGCAGAUUGAAGCUGAUGUGUUGGACGUGAAUCAGAUUAUGGCAGAAUUGAGCAGUCUUACCAAUUUGCAGGGGGAGGUUGUUGACACCAUUGAGAAUACAAUAGAACAUACGGUGACGAAUGUGGAAUCCGGUGCAACGGAGCUAGCCAAGGCGGCUGAAUAUCAGAACAAAUACCGCCGCAAGGUCAUCUACUUGCUGAUACUAGCUGUGAUAUUGGGCUUGAUAGUAACGGGAAUAAUCGUCUCUCGGCUCAAGAGCUAAAUGGCCGACGAUCAGUACAUGUUUCUGUUUCAUACAUCGUGCAGUAUGCACAUAAGUUAUUUUAUCAAUCUAUAAUAUUUGUUCACAAAAGGGACACAAUUUUGUUGUUAAAUAUAAAUCUAGGUAAAAUAUUUUCCAAAAAACUAGUAUAAUAUGUAGUUCGACUAAAAUCUGUUAUGCAUAUUUCUCUUUGGUUUCUAACAAGAAGCAAAUAAGAUCCGCCAUCAACCAUAUACUGUUUUGAGUCUCUCGCGAUGCAACUCACAUUAAUGAUACGCAGUCGAAUGUUUUUGUACGUUUGAAUAAUCAAAUUUAAACAUUUCGUAAGAUUAACCAUCAGAAAGGCAAGCUGUAAUCGUGACUUCAAGAAGCGUCGCUCCUAAGACCCAGUGAAAUCAAAAACCUUUUUUUCUGUCGUUUUAUCAGUGAGAGAAUUAAAAAAGCCAAAAACGCUCGAUCAUUACUAUUUUUAACUACACACAGAAAAAAAAUCUUGGUAAAAGUAAGAGUGAUCCGCUCUUAGAAAAAAACAACCAACGCCUACUAUUAGGUUGAAAGUAAAACUUUCAAAUUAAUCAACAAUAAUAAUCAAAAUAAAAGUUUUCUUUAAGCUAAUGAAGAAUAAUAAUUAAAAUAAAAGUUUUAUUUUCAAACUAAGAGUAUGCGUUAGUUGUUUUUUGCUAAGAGUGAAAAACUUAUUUUUACCAAUAUUUUUUUUCUGUGUGUACAAGUUCAAACAUUCAAACCAGAGAAUUGUACCCAGGCGUGUUUCCGAUAUCCAUUGCCUCUCUUCACUCUCACUUAUCUGAUAAACCGGGUUUACCCGUGCGUUAAAGCUGGUUUAAAAAUAAAGUGAGUGUGGAGAAAUCGGCCAUAACAGUGUAGCUUGACCCAAUCCCCUUUACUGGAACACCGAUAGAAUCAAGUAACGAUCUUUUUGUGUUUUUCUAUGUAAAAAAAUUAUUGCAGGUCAUUCUGAUGUUUUCGAAUUUAGGAAAAAAAGUUGCAUUCAGAAUGUUGAGCCCUAUCGAUGUAUGUUAUCAGAUAAUAAGUUUCCAUUUCAUUAGGUGACCCCUUGAAAGACAUUCAGCGUUUGCUUAGCAACAUAUUACUAGUUUUUAAUAAUUGGGUAGGUGGUCAACAGCUAUGAAUAUAUCUUCAAAAAUCGUGACAAAUAUUAGCGUGACGAAUGAAAAUUAAUUUAGAGUCAUGUUAAUAAAAAUAAAAAAAGUUACAAAUAGUGGUUAUGACGAAGCUUAAUGUUAUAUUACAUAUUACACAAAUGCGAACAUAUUUUGAUUCGACAAAUCAAUAAUCAUCUAGACACAUAUACCUAUUUAAAUUUAAAUAUGUAUUGUAAUGAUAGAAAUCGACUUGAACAUUGAAUAAAUAUCAUUAUGCAACUGAUCACGUUGAUUCUAAUGAAUCACACAUUUCAG
Messenger RNA from Topomyia yanbarensis, 2541 nucleotides. RefSeq names its product syntaxin-12-like. The coding region runs from base 233 to 1102 and encodes 289 amino acids. Gene Ontology annotation, biological process: vesicle-mediated transport; vesicle fusion; intracellular protein transport. The record is from RefSeq and is a predicted model, not a curated record. Gene Ontology annotation, molecular function: SNARE binding; SNAP receptor activity. NCBI's taxonomy places the organism in Eukaryota, Metazoa, Arthropoda, Insecta, Diptera, Culicidae. Gene Ontology annotation, cellular component: SNARE complex; endomembrane system; membrane. The transcript has 5 exons.